CAUAUAAACAUAUUAUAUAUUGGGAAUAACGGUAUGAGCUUAAUCACUACAUAAUUUAAAGCCAAAAUAUGACAUUCCUAGUACUCAUCUCCAACUUUAAUAUUGUUACUUUUAAACUAACUUUUUUGUUAUUCCAUGUCUUCAUCUCCUUUCUUCUUUUUCUCUCUCAUGGGUCCAUUGCUGAAGCUGACAAAGUAACUCUACACAUCGGUGCUAUCAUUGAUGUUGAUUCUCGCAUCGGCAAAGAGCAAAAAAUAGCCAUGAAAAUAGCUCUUUACGACUUCAACAACAAGUCGGAGCUUCACAAGCUCUCUCUUCGUUUCCGAUCAGCUCAUGUCGCUGAAGAGCUGAUUAAGGAGAAGCAAGUCCAAGUAAUUAUCGGCAUGGAGAUAUGGGAGGAAGCAGGUUUAGCGGCAGACAUCGGAAGCCGAACUCAAGUUUCAGUUCUCUCAUUUGCGACUGCUCCACAUACACCAGCAUUGGUGUGGCUUCGAUGGCGGCCUAUCUUUACGCAAAUGGUUACUGAAAACAGUAAUUCUUUCAGAGAGUUUCUUGAGCAGUUUCAGCAAAAUUUCCAGUUAGAUUAUCCUGAAGAAGAUAACAGUAGUGAGCCUGGAAUUCAUGCGCUACGAGCUUAUGAUAGCAUUAUGACUAUUACACAGGCGAUGGUGAAAUAUUAUUCAGCUGGUAAAAUGAGUUCCUCAGGAAUCUUGAGGGAUAGUUUUUUAUCAAGCAACUUCACUGGUUUAACCGGUGAAGUGCGUUUUGAAGAGGGAAGACUAUCAAGCUCCCAAAAAUUAAGUAUGGUGAACAUUGCCAAUCGGGGAAGGUCAUCAGAGUUGGGGUUCUCAGAUAACCAUAGUUCCAUGAAAGAAUUGGGUGAUUUCACGGAGGUGAAAUGGCCUGGGGACCAAAAGAGAAUCCUGAGAGAAGAGUUGAUACUAACUGAUGAUUAUGUAAAACCAAUAUUGAAUAUUAGAGUUCCGGGUAGAGUCUCUUUUAAGAAGUUCCUCGAUGCAAAAUUGAAUGAGACCACGGGUUUUUGUAUCGAUGUUUAUAAUGAGGUAAAAACAAUUUUGGAUGAAGAUUAUAAUAUUAAAGAUCUACCCUCUCCUGAUCAAUUUCACGUCUACAAUGGCAACUACGAUGAUUUGGUUGAAUCUGUUCAUAACAAGACUUUUGAUGCUGCUGUUGGUGACAUAACGAUAACAAUUGAGCGGUGGGAUCAAGUGGCAUUUACAGUACCUUUUAUCGAGUCAGGUUUGCUGAUAGUAGUUCCAGUGAAGAAAGCUUCGAAAGCAUGGUUGUUUCUGAAGCCCUUCACUAGUGCCAUGUGGGUGGUGACGGUGGCCAUCUUCUUCUACACAAUGUUCAUAGUUUGGUUCUUGGAGAAAAGUUCCAAUCAAGAAUUAAUUAGUGGCCAAUGGAAGGAACAACUUGGCAAUGUGCUUUGGUUCACCUUCUCUACUCUGUUCUUUGCUCACAGGGAGAAGAUUAAAAGCAACUAUACUCGAACCGUGAUCGUGGCGUGGCUUUUUGUGGUGUUGAUCUUAAUAGAAAGCUACUCUGCCAGCCUCACUUCAAUGCUCACCGUCUCACGACUCCGGACAACUGUGCCAGAUAUCGAGGAGCUAAAGAGGACAAAUGCAACAGUGGGGUGCGAUGGUGCUACAUUUGUUAGGAAGUACUUGGAGGAUGAUGAGCAUUUUGAACCAGGGAACAUCAUCGACAUCAGCAGCGAAAGCGAGUUCCAGACUGCAUUCAAGAAUGGCACGAUUCAAGCAGCAGUUCUUGAAGUUCCUUAUGCCAAAGUUUUUGUCAACCAACGCUGCAAGCAGUACGAGUAUGGCGAUGGAUCAUUCACCAGAAAAUUUGGAGGAUUCGGCUUCGUCUUUCAAAAAGAUAAUUCUACAUUAGCUCAUAACGUUUCCAAAAAGCCAUUCUAAAACUAUCAGAAACAGGGAAGAUAAAAGAAUUAGAGAAAAAGUUGUAUACUCCCUCCUCAGAGUGUAUGAAGUCAACUACCGAAGAAAAGGAUAGCUUGUGCAUUGAGGACUUCUUGGGCCUCUUUAUAAUCUACGCAGCCAUUUCCAUCAUCUGUUUUUUACUCUAUCUGUUGAAAAGGAGAAUGGGCCCCCAGCAAACCAUAAUUCUAGGGAGUGCUCCACCUUCUGGUAAUGAGAUUGAAAUGAUUUAGACAAGAAUUUUUAAUUUUUAAUUUUUUUUUUUUUUUUUUUUCUGUAAAUACUAGUAUAGCGAUUUCUUAUAAUGUAUAAAGGAUUCUUUUUUUAUUUACUAUGUAAAAAUCAACAGAUGAAAUGAACUUUUGGACUUAUGUUAUUUUCCAUUUAAAUAAACUGGCUGGGUUAUUUAAUUGAUUAAUGCAGUGUU
Molecule: messenger RNA, 2391 nt
Organism: Cornus florida
Lineage: Eukaryota; Viridiplantae; Streptophyta; Magnoliopsida; Cornales; Cornaceae
Product: glutamate receptor 2.7-like
Exons: 5
Coding region: 69-1946 (625 amino acids)
Cellular component (GO): plasma membrane
Molecular function (GO): glutamate-gated receptor activity
Source: RefSeq, a predicted model, not a curated record